Messenger RNA from Phytophthora nicotianae INRA-310, 2497 nucleotides. RefSeq lists its product as hypothetical. Gene Ontology annotation, cellular component: plasma membrane; endoplasmic reticulum membrane. Gene Ontology annotation, molecular function: glucosidase activity. Gene Ontology annotation, biological process: (1->6)-beta-D-glucan biosynthetic process. The transcript has a single exon. The record is from RefSeq and is a predicted model, not a curated record. Lineage: Eukaryota; Oomycota; Peronosporomycetes; Peronosporales; Peronosporaceae. Bases 219 to 2429 code for a protein of 736 amino acids.
AGCGUCAUUAUGCAGCAACAGUUCAGCUGCCAAACAUUCGGGUGGAUUGUCGCCGCGUGCGUGGAGGAGGGAAGCACAGAGCUACAGUUAGUUAGCUGUCCAACAGGAGAUCGGUUCGGCAACACGAAGGCUUUACCCAUUCCAGAUUUUGCCAGCUCUAACUACAUCUCGUCGAGCUCCUUUUGGCAACAACUGGAGACCAAAAUACUGCUAGAACCAUGCUCACUCGAAAGAUCACUGGAUGUGCACUCGCUGCAUCGUUAGGACAUGACUUCAUAUCCAAUGUAAGUGCAGCAACAGCAACCUCGUACACAACCAAAUCGGGCCUUCUACCAUGGGUAGAUGUCGAUACGCCCUCCAGCGCGCAGAACUACACAUCGUCACGAGGUGAUGUCUGGACUCUGACUAUGAGCGAUGAGUUUAACGUCGAAGGUCGCAGUUUCGAAGCAGGUGACGAUCACUUGUGGACGGCAAUGGAGAUCGCUGAUGGUGUCAACUCCGCUCUAGAAGUUUACUCGACGAACAUGACAGGCACCGAGUGCGAUAGCGAUGGCCACUGCUACUUUUUCAUCAACACAACAGAUGAAACUAUUGAGGAAACGGUGUGGAACAGCUACAUGUCACCACCCGGAUACGAGACUGUGUACUUUUACUACCGGUCUGGAAUGGUUCAGAGCUGGAACAAGUUCUGUUUCCAAGGCGGUAUGAUCGAGGUUCGAGUGCAACUACCCGGUGCAGUUACGAACGCGUCUGGCAAUCCGGACGUGGAGACUGGAUCGACCACAGUUCGUGCCGCUAACAUCGACUACUACCCGACAUGGCCCGGUAUUUGGCUCAUGGGUAACCUCGGUCGAGCCUUGUUCAGUGCAUCGACGAGUCGGAUGUGGCCGUACACGUACAACGAGUGCAACGACACCAUCUUCGACUCACAGAAUCAACGUAUUAGUGCGUGCAAUGAUACGCCUGGACAUGGUUUGAACGCGAAUCAGGGUCGCGGAGCUCCAGAGAUUGAUAUUCUGGAAGGUGGAGGUACUGCUAUAUCAUCGUCAAUCCAGGUCGGUCCGGGUAUGCCCGAGGAUUUCCGAAUGCUGGAAGAUAACACCACAGCGUCUUCUUACUGUUUCUACAGCUACGACUGUACCACCGAAGGUGCCAAUAACCAGGACGUCCCGACCAAGUACUACUGGAAUCUGCGUGGCCACAAGUCUUGGUAUCAGGGUCUUCGGUAUGGUGCCAACAACAUCUGCGAUGUUGAAGACGACGACAUUCAGACAUUCGCCACUGUCAAUGCUUCACUUGCAAAGGGUAUCACAGCCAAUGCCUGUACAAUGGAGUUGUGUCCUGCCUCGUAUGAUGUGAACGGUGACAUGGGAUACAAGGACAAUGGCACGGUGCACUGGGGCAUUAACACGAACGGAACCUGCUUUCCCAAACAGAACGCUUACAUGGGUGCAUACCUUUGCAGCCCCGGCAAUACCAACUCGGAGUGUACAGCCUCAAGCGGCUCUACCAGUUCCAGCUCGGAAUUCGCGUACCAAAUGGAUGCUAUUUCAACAGACUGGGAGAUUCACAUGGCUGCAUACUUGGAUUGGGUGACAUAUACAGUCGAAUGGGUCAUGGGAGACUCUGGAUACGUUCGGUGGGAAGUGGAAAACCAAGUGAUCUUUGAGAUCCCGGCAGAGUCGAUCAUUAAUCCGCCACAGGACACAGCACAGAUGAACCCGAAGAAGAUCAUGAUUGAGGAGCCCAUGUACAUCAUCUUUAACGUCGCUCUCUCCAGUUCCUGGGGUUCUUCCCCUCCCAACGCUGGGUCAGGAAGCUGCCGUGGUGAUGGCUCGAGCUCAACGGACAAUGCGAUCUGUGACUCGUUCCCGAUGUACCUGAAAAUCGACUAUAUCCGUUUGUACCAGGACACAUCGAGCAAUACAGACAUGGCGAUUGGUUGCGAUCCUUCGUCCCACCCGACUAAGCAAUGGAUCGAGGACAACAUCGACGACUAUACGGAUACGGACAACCCGUACACUGCUGUAUCUGGUAUGGCAUUCUGUAAUUCGGAUGAUGACUGCACAGUCGGCACGUCGUCGGUCAUCACGGGUUCGUGCAAUUCAGACGGACGUUGUGAGUGCGCGUCCAACUCGUGGACAGGCCCUCGAUGCACCGAAGUGGCCAGCGUUAGCGACGACGAUACUCUGUUCGGGCCGCCGCUUUUCGUCUCAAUUAUUGUCGCCAUUGUCGUCAUCGCUGUCGGAGUCUGCGUCAUUCUAUAUCAGCGCUGGCAGACCAAGCAGAUGAGUCUCAAGAUUCGCGCACAGGAGCACGAGAAGGAGCUCAAGGCCGCAUCCAGGGUCUCCGAUGCCAGCGCCAAACUGGAGAAAUCCAUUAACGAUGCAAGCGGCAACAAGGCCGACUACGCAACAAACUUCGUAUAGUAUAAGACCAUCACUCUUGUGAAUCAAAAAUUGAAGAAAUCAAGUUGAAGUGAAAGUGUAUCCAUAAC